AUGUUUUCCAACACUCUUGAGGAGAUAUACGACGGUACCAAAGGCACUGAUCUCUAUGAUAUCGAGCAAGGUGUGGAUGCCCACAUCCUGAAUACCUCCGUCGAGAGCAUUUCGUGGCAGGAUGUGACGGUUUCCGUGAAGGAUAGAGCUACGAAAUCACAAAAAAAUAUUGUUGAAGAUGUUGGCGGCAUUGUCCGAGCCGGCCAAUUGUGCGCGAUCAUGGGGCCAUCUGGGUGUGGCAAAACGACACUGUUGAAUAUACUCGCACAUCGAGAUGCCAAUACACAAAACACAAACGGAUCUGUACUUAUCAAUGGCUCAAAGGUGCCUAUGCCCAAGUUUCGAGAAAUAAGUUGUUUUGUGGAACAGGAGGAUGCUCUGAUAGGAUCGCUCACUGUCAGAGAGACACUGGAGUUCGCCUCUCGCCUCUCCACGGCUUCGAGUUCCCUUCCGUUAAAGGAACGAGAGGCCCGUAUCGAUGGUCUCCUAGACGCCUUCGGCCUGCGUGAGCAGAGCAACACAAUCAUCGGAACCCCUAUACGGAAAGGCAUAAGCGGCGGUCAGAAGAGACGCGUGGGCGUCGCAAGUCAACUCAUCACAAGUCCGAAAAUCCUGUUCCUGGACGAACCAACUAGCGGCCUCGACUCUGCUGCAAGCUGGGAAGUGGUCAACUACUUGAAAAUGGUCGCCAGACGCAACAAUUUGAUCGUCAUUGCUAGCAUCCAUCAGCCUUCUGCCUCAACUUUCCAUCUCUUCGAUAAGCUUCUGCUCCUUUCCCAGGGCAAGACACAUUACUUUGGUUCAGUCAGUCAUGUUGCCGGGCACUAUACGCAAGCCGGACAGCCGAUUCCGCUACACACAAACGUAGCCGAAUACCUGCUCGAGCUCGUCAAUACAGACUUUGCUCUUGACAAAACUUCGGCACAGCACAAGGUCGAACACCUGCAGAAUGCCUGGGAAAGGUCGGCCGGGCGUGCUGCAGUGGACGCUGAGAUCGUGCAGGUACGAAUCGAUGGGAAGGAUGAUGACGGUCAGCGGUUGUUCGAUUAUGCACGACAGAAGCCAAACAUGUUGGGCAUUAUACUGACCCUCCUGCAUCGGUCCUUUAUCAAAAGCUAUCGCGAUGUCGUGGCUUAUGGCAUACGCGUAGCCAUGUACUUUGGCCUCGCAGUCAUGAUGGGGACGGUAUGGCUACGACUGGGCACAGAUCAGUCGUCAAUCAUACCUAUUACUAAUGGAAUUUUCUUCGGUUCUGCGUUCAUGUCAUUCAUGGCAGUUGCCUACGUACCAGCUUUCCUCGAAGACCGCCAACAGUAUGUCAAGGAGCAUCUCAACGGUCUAUACGGCGCUACCGAGCUGAUGAUUGCGAAUUUCCUGAUCGGAAUACCCUACCUAUUCAUCAUUUCCGUGAUCUUCUCGGUGAUCUCCUAUUGGCUCUCGAAUUUCCGGCCAGACGCAGCGGCAUUCUUCACUUACCUCAUGUGGCUAUUUCUCGAUCUACUCGCAGCGGAGUCCCUGGUAGUCCUGAUGACCUCGUUGUUCCCAUCUUUCGUCAUCUCGCUGGCCCUGGUCGCGUUUGCCAACGGCCUUUGGAUGAGCGUUGGGGGUUUCCUCGUGUCUCCCAACAUUCUCAACGUUUUCUACAAAUAUGUGUUUCACUACUGGGAUUAUCAGAAAUGGGUCUUUGAGGGUAUGAUGGUCAACGAGUUUGCCCAAAGAACGUACGAGUGUGCCCGCGAUGCUACCGGAGGGUGCCACUGCAUGUUCGAAAGCGAGCUUGAAGACCAGUGUUUGAUACAGGGCCAGGCCGUCCUGGAUUCGUAUGGAUACGAGAGCGGACAUCUAGGGCGUAAUGUGGGGAUAAUGAUGGCCAUCGUUGUCGGUUACCGAAUCGCCGCAUGGCUUGUCUUGAUUCUGAGGAGGUGA
Molecule: messenger RNA, 1926 nt
Organism: Truncatella angustata
Lineage: Eukaryota; Fungi; Ascomycota; Sordariomycetes; Amphisphaeriales; Sporocadaceae
Product: P-loop containing nucleoside triphosphate hydrolase protein
Exons: 6
Coding region: 1-1926 (641 amino acids)
Biological process (GO): transmembrane transport
Cellular component (GO): membrane
Molecular function (GO): ABC-type transporter activity; ATP hydrolysis activity; ATP binding
Source: RefSeq, a predicted model, not a curated record